Messenger RNA from Otolemur garnettii (small-eared galago), 1213 nucleotides. It is a transcript of the gene PARM1, whose product is annotated as prostate androgen-regulated mucin-like protein 1. Lineage: Eukaryota; Metazoa; Chordata; Mammalia; Primates; Galagidae. The transcript is spliced from 3 exons. Bases 1 to 876 code for a protein of 291 amino acids. Gene Ontology annotation, cellular component: Golgi apparatus; plasma membrane; late endosome. The record is from RefSeq and is a predicted model, not a curated record.
AUGCCCAUCCCAGUGCCCUGGCCCAGUUCUCUAAUGGAGAAAAUUGCCCCCUCGACCGCCAUCUGGACUAGCUUUCCACAGAACACUGCUGUGACCACUGCGGCCCCAACCAACGGGACUCACGGCGACGCGGUGCUCUCCGCCACAGCAUCAGGCUCCACGUCUCCACUGCCCAAGAAUGUUUCCGCAGAGCCCAGAGAAGAGGAGCCCAGCAGCCCAGCUCCCAGCUGGAAGGGCCCCCACACAGACCCCACUCCUCCCGGGCUCCAGGCAACAAGCAGCGGGAGUGAGUUAACAGCCACCCCCGAGGAGCGCAGCUCAGGCACCCCUGAAGCCAGCGUGCCGGCGACAGCGCCUCGGGUCCCGGCUGAGCCGCCCACACUGACCUCCUCCCAAGCUCCGACCUCAUCACCGCCUUCAUCCCCGUCAGACUCCCCACUGGCCAUCUCGUCUCCCUCCGUCACCACCAGUCACAGCCCCACUGAGACCAGUGCCCAGCCCACCAGAGCGCCCACUGCUCCGGAGUCCCCCACCGAGGAGCCCACCUCUGGCCACACACCCACUUCUCAUGCCUCAGUGGGGCCAGUGCCCGAGGAGAGGACGUCCCCGACUCCUGCGUCCAGCAAAGCGAUGUGCGAGCUGAUGGACGUGGAGACCACCACCACCUUCCCCAGGCUGAUCAUGCGGGAAGUGGAGCACGCGUUAAGUUCAGGCAGCAUCGCCGCCAUCACCGUGACGGUCAUCGCAGUGGUGUUGCUGGUGUUUGGUGUCGCAGCCUACCUGAAGAUCAGGCAUUCCUCCUAUGGAAGACUCCUGGAUGACCACGACUACGGGUCCUGGGGAAACUACAACAACCCUCUGUAUGAUGACUCCUAACGAAGGAGCGUGGCCAGGGGGGAGGAAUAACUGCUCUUUAUUUAUACGCACUUACGGUAGAGUUUCUGGCGAGUCCCCGAUGGACACUGCAGACAAUCUUAAGCCCUGUUUUGUUGGUGUGGUUGUUCUGUUUCCUCUCUUUCCUCCAGCUGCUACAACCUUCCCUUUUGGCACAAAAAGAAAAGAACCGUUCUUUAAAGGUGAGUGGAGGCUGAUUUUUGGCUGAAAUGGGCCAACCUCACUCUGGCCAUGGCUGACCACUGUGGUGGAGACUGCUGCCCCCUCCACCCCCUGCUGCAGGACCCAGAUGGAGAAGGCCACCAAGAAGAACAAUUGG